Amblyraja radiata (thorny skate) is the source of this 3817-nucleotide messenger RNA. RefSeq names its product calreticulin. Gene Ontology annotation, molecular function: calcium ion binding. Gene Ontology annotation, cellular component: endoplasmic reticulum; endoplasmic reticulum membrane. The record is from RefSeq and is a predicted model, not a curated record. Gene Ontology annotation, biological process: ERAD pathway; protein folding. Bases 1378 to 2643 code for a protein of 421 amino acids. The transcript has 9 exons. Lineage: Eukaryota; Metazoa; Chordata; Chondrichthyes; Rajiformes; Rajidae.
UUUCCGGGCUGUUCGCCGCCAGUGUGAACACGUUAUGAAAUGGUUUAUAGUCUGAUGGUACCAAGUGCGAUCCCUGAGAGAAUCGAAAUUAGGAUCUGCUAUAUAAACACAAAAUGCCGGAGUAACUCAGCGGGACAGGCAGCAUCUCUGGGGAAAAGGAAUGGGUGACGUUUCGGGUCGAGCCCCUUCUUCAGACUGAGGGUCAGGGGAGGGCAAAGAUUAUAGAGGAGCUCCUCUAGUAUCUUUGGGGGAGGGGGAGACGAGAUAUGGAAGGAUCUGCUCUGUUGUCAGUGAACAUCAAAUCAAAUAUUGUCGGUCGUUGGCAGGAGUUUAUAUCUUUUAAAAAAAAGGAUGCAUGCAUAGGCGACCGUGAUCACAAGAUGAUUGUAGGCAAGAAAAAACAUUUGGUCCAACCAUCCGAUAAUCAUAGUCUAUCAAUUCAAUAUAUAAUCUUUUAUUUAAUUCGGAUUUUCAUUUUGAUGAUGUGUGGGAGCCUACAAUAAAAACUUUUGUUUUCAAAAAUUACGUUUUACAAUCUCGGGAUGGUUCAAACCAUUCACAAGCAAUGAGUUACUGUUGGCGGAAUCGCACACAUUAAUGAAUGGCAAAUUCCCAGCGACGCAAGUUAAAUAGUUUUAGCCUAAAUUCCCAAACGACCUUUUCAAAAUUGGCUUCUUCUAAUUAGGAUUUAUUUAUUUCUAUGCUGGUGUUUAUAAAUAUAUCUAGAAACGUCUGUAUUUAAUAUAUCUCCUUUCUACCAAAAGUUACUGCAGGCUUUCCUUUUUAUUUUCUUAUCAUUUAUGUCAUAUUUUGUGGUAUAUCUGUAGUAUUCGUCUGUGUGCUGGAUUAAAUCCACGUUGCCUAAUAAUUUUGCUUAUGCACUACAUAUCUUUGUAAUGUAUACUCUGUCCAACUCUGAGUUAAACAGGCUAGUAGCCAAUAACGCAACUCUAGCGGAUUAUACUUUAAUUCAAAUAUCACUGAAUGUAUAGAACGAAAUUCUGCCACCCUGAUAAUUAUCCCAAUUCACUAUUUGUUGAUUUUGAUAGGUUGGUAUGACAUUAUCAAGUGAAUGAUCAGGUUUUUAUACCAUAAAAGAAGAUAACAUAUAUUGUGUGUAGGAGAGGCUGGUUGAAUCGAGAGAUAUUUGAGCGUAACUACAUGGGAUCAUUCAGAACGGAAAAACGUGGUUGGAGCUGAUUUGCGGGGCGGUUGCUGACUGCGGCCAAUGGGUUAAGGCCGUGUGUAGAGAAGGGACCGUCCCCAGCCAAGAAUCAUCGUGUUGCUGCUGUAGGAUCUUUGGUUGCUGCUGCUCGUACACCGCUGUUUCCCUGCCGAUUGCUCAGCACGAUCACAGGAACCUCCGGCCUGGUGUAAAUGGAAAUGCUGCUUCCGCUCUUGCUGCUCUGCUCGGCGUUCGGCUCCACACAGCCUGCAGUCUAUUUCACUGAACAGUUUAAGGACGGAGAUGCCUGGGAGAGCCGAUGGAUUGAAUCCAAACAUAAAUCGGACUACGGUAAAUUCAAAUUGACAGCUGGAAAAUUUUAUGGGGAUUCAGAAGAAAAUAAAGGUAUUCAGACCAGUCAAGAUGCUAAAUUUUAUGCUAGGUCUGCAAAAUUUCAACCAUUUAGCAAUGAGGGGAAAACCCUUAUCAUACAGUUCACGGUGAAACACGAGCAGAAGAUUGACUGCGGUGGAGGUUACAUUAAGCUUUUUCCAGCAGAUGUGGAUCAGGAAGCCAUUCACGGAGAAACUGAAUACUAUGUCAUGUUUGGUCCUGAUAUCUGCGGAUAUAUAACAAAGAAAGUACAUGUAAUUUUGAACUACAAGAGCAAAAAUCAUCUCAUCAAGAAAGAGAUUACAUGCAAGGACGAUGAGUUAACCCACCUCUAUACAUUAAUCCUCAAACCUGAUCAGACGUAUGAAGUUAAAAUUAACAAUGUAAAGGUGGAGUCAGGUACUUUAGAGGAAGACUGGGAUUUCCUGCCAGCAAAGAAGAUCAAAGAUCCUGAAGCUAAGAAACCAGAGGACUGGGAUGACAGAGAGACAAUAGAUGAUGAAAAUGAUAAAAAGCCAGAGGAUUGGGAUAAGCCAGAGAAUAUACCUGAUCCGGAGGCUCAAAAGCCAGAAGACUGGGAUGAGGAAAUGGAUGGUGAGUGGGAGCCUCCAAUGAUCCCCAACGAAGAAUACAAGGGUGAAUGGAAACCAGGACAAUUAAAAAAUCCCGACUUCAAAGGUGCCUGGGUUCAUCCAGAGAUCGACAACCCCGAAUAUGCUCCUGAUGACAUCAUGUAUAAAUUUCAAAACAUUGGUGUGAUUGGCUUGGACUUGUGGCAGGUAAAAUCAGGAACAAUUUUCGAUAACUUUCUGAUUACUGAUGAUGAAAAGUAUGCAGAAGAGUUUGGCAAUGAGACCUGGCAAAAGACCAAGGACUCUGAGGAGAAAAUGAAGAAAAGCCAGGAUGAAGAAGAAAUGAAACGCCAUGCUGAGGAGGAGAAAAAGAAUGAUGGUGAGGAAGAGGAGGAUAAAGAAAGCAAAGAUGAGGAGGAAGAAGAAGUAGAAGAAGUAGAAGAAGAAGAAGAAGAAGAAGAAGAACAAGACAAUGAAUCAGAAGAUAAAACUCUGAAAAAAGAUGAAUUGUGAGAUCGACGUACUUCCAGACCUCCCUAGUCAUCACUGAUUUUUAUUUUCUCCCUACAAUUUAACCUUUUCAACAGUGCAUUCCCAUACAAAAUUUCAAACUGAAUUAUUUCCUGCAGUUUAAAAGCUUCUUUGUUACAAUCUUGAAACUACCAGCCAUUAUACUACAGAAUUGUCUUGUCUUAGAACAACUUCAACACAAUAUCAUUGUGUUGUUGGUGCCCUGGGAGAUUCCAAAUAGAAAACUGAGCCCUCUGUUUGAGAAUCACAACUACUUUUUAUGCCAUCGUAUUUAAUGAAACCUUGAAUUGGUUACAGUUUAACCUGCUGAUAUACAUGAUCUAAACAUGUGCAACUGUGGCUACGAUUUGGCUUGGUGGGUGUUCCUUAUUAUUUCCCAAGCAUGCCCCAUCCUCCUCCUUUGACCCUGUCCAUCCAUCAUUUAAAAUAAAACAUCCCAGCAUCUAAGGUUUCAUUUGGUUGGGGAAAACCAAAGUUUUCAUCCUGUAGCCAUCAAAAUUGCAGACCAGAAGAAUCUCCACAGCAGAUAGUUUGUGUUGCUACUAUGGGUGGGGAGAAUGUUCUGCAACAUUUAAAACAUUAUUUUAUUUUUUCCAGUGCUGCUGCAUGUCUUGUCAGACAUGGUGAAUGUAUCACCUUGAAUUAAACAGUCUGUGCUUGACCCAAUAGAUUGGAACAUUAAUGCUGUCUCGCUUCCAAAGACCAAGGGUGAAACAGUGACCUUUUUUUUUUAAUAAGGUGUGACUAACCAAUAUUGUCAAUGACAUUAUGUGGUGUGUAAAAAAUGACCUUUUAAUUAAAAAGUUUAGUUGUACGUAAAGGAUACUGGAAACCAAAAUCAAGAAGACAUUUUUAUUGGAUUGAUUCAGAAAAUCAGGAGUAUGUUUCAUUUUAAUGAGAACUGAUGAAUAAAUAAACCAUCACAUCUGAACUGCAUUUAACAUCAGUGCCUGAUGAUACAUUCUACUGUCAAAAUAUUGUCAGGACUUGGUGUAAAUAAUUGCAAUCUGAGGUCCCCUCUUUAUUUAGUUGAGGCCUUUUAAUUUGGUACAUUUUUAUAUUGAAAAAUGAAGUUUGUCUUUAAAUGAUUUUGUAGAAUCUGAAUGUAUUUCCAGAGAGACAGUUCAUUUUAAUAAACCUGUACAAAAAUGGGCAA